UGCAGCAUUAUUUAAGGUGUAUCCUCAUGCUUUACAUUAAUAUAGUAAUAUUACUUCAAGCAAUAGAGAUACACCCAAAUUUCCCAUUAUGCUUUAUAAACAGAGACAUUUUAGUUGAAAACACUGAGUAAAAUCUUACCACCAAGCUAUAAACCACAGGUUUGAUAGAAAGAGUCAGCACUAGCAAUUACCUGGCUGUCAGUGAAGUCUAAAGUAGUGAUAUUUAGAGGUAUAUGUACCAAUGCAGUCUUCAUUAUCCGCAUUUAUAUCAUCCCGCUGUUAAUAUCAAUCAAUAAGUGAAAUACGAGCAAAUUACAGAACUGCAAGAGUUUUGAAAUUUAUAAUUUUCCAAAAGGAGCUGGUCUCCGCCUAUAUCUCUAGAUCCUAUUACUAUAAGUACUAAAUUAUCAUUAACAGACCGGCACGGUAAGUAAGUGAUCUAUAAUAUCGACUGAAAAGAAUCAUUGAUGGUGCAUUGUGUAGAGGUAAACUUAAUUACCAAAAUACUAACCCAAUUACUAUAUAGAACAGAUGGAUUUAAACCAAAGCUGAAAUUAGAAGUUUUCCCUUUAAACUCCAUGACAAGCUUUGAUACACCUGAGACUCUGAAUAAGUCUUAAUGUAAGAUCACGGGUUAUGAUAGGUAUAUUACUACAUGGCAUGCCAUGAUUGUAUACUUGGAACCUACUGAGCCUUGCAUUUAUCUAUGUGGAACCUCACAUCUUUUAUCAGACAAUUCUCAGAACAAUAUUGAACUUCUUCUCAAGGUCAUUGAGCAAUAAAAGGCCUGUAGGAAUAGCAGUAAUCUCAUUUUCCUCAUCCCAGACUUUUUAUCUUCUCAUAUUUGAACAGAAAAUUUCCAGUUUUAUCAGAAGCUACUUCUAAAACAAGAAGAUUGGGUGUAAAAAUAUCAAUGGAAUCCAUACAAGCAGGACCCCAAUUUUCAAUACAUUUUCCUGGGAAGCUAACUCCUGUUUUCUCAUGAUUUGCAAAUGAGUCCUGGUUUUCUUUAAGUAAAUCUUCUUGACAAGACAGGGUCAUCUGUUGGAUGACCUCUUUUACAAUUUCAUCAAUAUUAUGACCUUCAGCCAACUUCCAGGGUCUGAUUUUAUUCUUUGAUAAUUUGUAUCCGUAUUCGUCAGAAUUCAAGUUAUUUAUAAUUCUCUCUAAAAGGGCAUCCAAUGUGUCUCUUGCGCUUGCAAAAAUUGAGAGAGGACGGCUAACAUUUUAUAUAUCCCUCUUUUCUUUUGUUGGAAUAACAAUAAACCUUAUUUCAUGCAAUUUAAUUAGCAAAUCUAUUUCACUAUGGAAUGACAUGAAAAAUCUUUUCACAGUAACUCCUCCAUAUUUUGAAUGAAAGAAGUUCCAAACAUCUUUUCUUACAAUUGUAUAGUCAAUAUCAAUUUUGGUUUCUUCUUUAAGAACGUAAUUGUAGUAGCUUUCUGAGUCAACAUCAUUAACAAACUGAUCUUUUGAUAUAAGCAGAGAUGCAUUCUAUCUCUUCAAUUUCUAUUGGCCUAUUUUCUUCAAAAUCUGGAAUUGCAUUGGACUCCAAUCAGUCAAAAUAGUGACAAAUUUUCCAGUGUUCAAGCCACUUUAAAUUAAGAAUGUAUCAAACACCAUCUUUAGGUAAGAUAAAGCAUCUUUUAUUACCAGACCACAACUUUUUGUAUUCUGUCACAAGUUCUCUUCAAUGGUCGAUCCAUUCAUCCGGGUUAUUUAGUUGUCGCUCAUACUCUCUGAAAUAAUGGUCAACACCAGGCUCUUUGGUUUCUUCCUUGUUGGCCUCUUCAGGUUGAGUUGAUUCCAUUU
This is a messenger RNA of Moneuplotes crassus, 1812 nucleotides long. NCBI's taxonomy places the organism in Eukaryota, Ciliophora, Spirotrichea, Euplotida, Euplotidae. The record is from the annotation of a GenBank genome assembly.